CGUGUCGUUCCAUGAUGUGAAGCACCAUGAGGACCAAUACAGCUCUUUAGUUCGAUGGCACAAGAUAAGAUGCCCCUUAAAAACCCUAGCUCUCGUUUUAAAGGGUUCCUCUCUUGCGUUAGUCGCGUCGUCGUCCCCCAGCACUAGCGAGACACCGCAACCUCUUCUGACGAAGCAAGCUCCAAUGGGGAUCGAUCUGGUCGCAGGAGGUAAGAGCAAGAAAUCCAAGCGUACUGCUCCGAAAUCCGAUGAUAUCUACCUUAAACUCCUCGUCAAGCUUUAUCGGUUCCUUGUUCGGAGAACUGGCAGCAAGUUCAAUGCAGUCAUUCUUAAGCGCUUGUUCAUGAGCAAAACCAACAAGCCACCACUUUCUCUGUCUAGGUUGAUCCGUUACAUGAAGGGAAAGGAUGGUAAGAUUGCUGUGGUUGUGGGAACCGUGACCGAUGAUAUUAGGGUUUAUGAAGUUCCUGCCUUGAAGGUCACAGCACUGAGAUUUACUGAGACAGCUAGGGCGAGAAUUGAGAAGGCUGGCGGUGAGUGCUUGACGUUUGACCAACUGGCUCUGAGGGCUCCACUGGGACAGAACACGGUUCUUCUCAGAGGUCCAAAGAAUGCUCGUGAGGCAGUGAAACACUUUGGUCCCGCACCUGGUGUGCCACACAGCCACAGCAAGCCCUAUGUACGAUCAAAGGGAAGGAAGUUUGAGAGGGCCAGAGGAAAGAGGAACAGCAAGGGAUUUAGGGUUUGAGUUGAUUUUGGUACCCUUGUUGAGGAAGAAAUGUUAUUUCUGACUAUGGUGAUCCAAAUUUUUGCUAGACUAUCGUCAUGUAGAUAUGGCAUGGCGGGUUGUAUUUGUCUUUCUUACUUUGAUGUUGGCUAUGGACAUGAUCUUUUAAUGCUUGUUACUUCAGACGUCUCAUUUCUA
This is a messenger RNA of Juglans microcarpa x Juglans regia, 925 nucleotides long. Its product is annotated as 60S ribosomal protein L18-2-like. Bases 185 to 748 code for a protein of 187 amino acids. Lineage: Eukaryota; Viridiplantae; Streptophyta; Magnoliopsida; Fagales; Juglandaceae. Gene Ontology annotation, cellular component: ribosome; cytosolic large ribosomal subunit. Gene Ontology annotation, molecular function: structural constituent of ribosome; RNA binding. The transcript is spliced from 5 exons. The record is from RefSeq and is a predicted model, not a curated record. Gene Ontology annotation, biological process: translation.